AUAUCUAGUUAUUGAAAAUAGUAAGCAUCCAUUGUUUUAUCCUCUCAUUCCAUGGACCUACACCGCAUAACUCAACCUUCCAAUUAAAAACUCUACUCAACAACAUGAUUCCCAAAAAACUUAAUCCAUAAAAACAACAAGAUUUGAGGAAAGGAAACAAGAGAUCAUCAUGGAGAUGAAGUUGCAGAGGUCUACGACGUCAUUUAGGAGGCAAGGCUCGUCAGGGUUGAUAUGGAACGACAAGUUUUUAUCGGGGGAUUUGAACCUAAUGAAAAAGCUUAACACCAAUCAAGGAAACCGAGGAUCAGUUGCGUUGAUGACGCGCAGCGGAUCCGAAGGACACAAUGGACGUAUGUCGGUAAAUGCGGCAUCCCCUACCAUCGAUCCUCCUUCUCCUAAGAUCUCAGGAUGUGGCUUUUGUGGGGUUCUUGGUAAACCGACCAAGAAAAUUGUCUCAAACAAACGAAACAAGAAUGAUGCAAGGGAGGGAGCACAAGCAACAAACUUAAAUGUUUCAUGAAUUCUGUAAUAAAAACGAGUUUUUCUUCCGGAGCUUUGUAUCGAGUUGUUUUCUUUGAUUCCUUUGUGUGUGUAUUUAUAUCUAUUAAUUCCUUUGUGUAGUUUUGUUGUUAAAGUUUUCAAUAUUUCUUAAAAUUUUGACACGAUUUAUAAUCUAUAA
Messenger RNA from Gossypium arboreum, 679 nucleotides. RefSeq lists its product as uncharacterized. The transcript has 2 exons. Bases 170 to 520 code for a protein of 116 amino acids. NCBI's taxonomy places the organism in Eukaryota, Viridiplantae, Streptophyta, Magnoliopsida, Malvales, Malvaceae. The record is from RefSeq and is a predicted model, not a curated record.